Molecule: messenger RNA, 1305 nt
Organism: Trichoderma asperellum CBS 433.97
Lineage: Eukaryota; Fungi; Ascomycota; Sordariomycetes; Hypocreales; Hypocreaceae
Source: RefSeq, a predicted model, not a curated record
AGACGAUUGCGUAUAGUUUUUGGCUGUAUCAGGUAAAGGUAAUAAAGUCCACCGCUGUUCAUCUUCUCAUCUCACUUUCUUUCUUUUUUCCUUUGGUGUGAUCAUUCUUCUUCCUCUUUCAACAAUCUGCUGAUUUUGCUAUCGGCCAAGUACCACGUACGGCUUUAUUAAUAAACAUCUCCCCUGAAACAAGAAUCAAAGGAAUAUCAUCAACGCCGAGGUAUCCAACUUGUUGCCAUAAUGUCUGCCGCUAUCGAGGCCAAUCUCCAUGACUUCCCUUCGCUCUUCUCGCUCAAGGGCAAGGUCGCCGUCGUAACAGGCGGUUCUCGCGGCCUCGGCCUACACGCAGCCUCAGCCUUCAUCCAAGCCGGCUGCUCCAAGGUCUUCAUCUCAUCCCGCAAGGCCGCCGCCUGCGAAGAGGCCUGCAAGGCCCUCAACGCCCUGCCCGGCCGCGCGGCCGGCGCCGAGGCCAUCUCCGUGCCGGCCGACUCGUCCACCAUGGACGGCGUCAACAAGCUGCUGGCCGAGGUGAGCAAGCACACGGACCGCGUCGACAUCCUCUUUGCCAACGCGGGCGCCACCUGGGGCGAGGCCUUUGACACGCACCCGGACCAGGCCUUUGCAAAGGUCAUGGACCUCAACGUCCGCGGCGUCUUCAACACGGUGCGCGUCUUCACGCCGCUGCUACAGAAGAACGCCUCGCUGGACGACCCGAGCCGCGUGCUCAUCACGGCCAGCGUUGCCGGCCUGGGCGUGGGCACGAUCGGCAAGCAGGGCACCUACGGAUACUCUGCCAGCAAGGCUGCUGUGCUGCAUCUGGGCCGCAACCUCGCGCUGGAGCUGGGCCCGCGCGGCAUCACCGUCAACUCCAUCUGCCCGGGCUUCUUCCCGAGCAAGAUGGCCAACGGCCUGCUGGCCAUGUCUGGUGGCGCUGACAAGAUUGCAAAGGCGAACCCCAUGCGCAGGUUGGGCCGGCCGGAGGAUAUUGCGGGCAUCGUGGUGUAUUUGACGAGUCGGGCUGGAUCGCAUGUGAACGGUGAGGCGAUUGCGAUUGAUGGCGGUGCGUUGUGGUCUCGUGGAGAGUUGCUUGUCGAGGACCAGGCGAAGUUGUAGUUUCAAUCUUGUUUACCAUUUUUUAUUCUUUUAUGAUCAGCAUCAUCACUAGAGGGGAGGAGACAUACGCAUGGCGUGUCAAAGAAUUUUUGUAUGAUAGGAUGACCAUUGCCCAAAGCCUAAUGAAUACCGUAUUAGUUAAGGAAAUAUAUUGUCAAUCCGUUCCUUGCUUGCAUGAUACGGAUUUGAACC